This is a messenger RNA of Spodoptera littoralis (African cotton leafworm), 2313 nucleotides long. The record is from the annotation of a GenBank genome assembly. NCBI's taxonomy places the organism in Eukaryota, Metazoa, Arthropoda, Insecta, Lepidoptera, Noctuidae.
AUGGAUGUUGAUAAGAUGUAUAACCAAGUGUUGUUAUUACUAACGAUAUUAUCAACACUAUUCUUAUUCGGAAGCUGCUCUAUAUAUCACAAUCUUAAAUAUUUUGAAACAAUACAUGCCUCGAAAUUGGCACAUCAUGUAGUGAAGCGAGGUGCAAAGUUAUCCAGCCACCCUUUCAAUACUAUAAAAGAGGUUCAUUUCAAGACACUUGGAAAGGAUUUCAGAUUGAUCCUCCACCCUCACAGUUCCGUUCUACAUUCUAAUUUUAAAGCUUACACUGUAGAUGGAGAUGGCAAGGAAACAACUGUUCAUGUUGACAGGGAAAACUUCUACACAGGCAGGGUAUUUGGUGAGAAGUCCUCAGAUGUGAAAUUGCACAUGGAAGAUGGUAUGAUAACUGGAAUUAUCCACACUCCAGAUGAAACAUACCAUAUUGAGCCCUCAUGGCGCCAUCUACCUCAUUUAGAUGACAAGACAAUGAUCACCUAUAAGUCCUCAGACAUACAUUUUAGUUGGAAAGGUUCUGAUGAAGCAAAGGGAUCAAAACCCAGAGUCUGUGGCUAUGUCAAAGAGGGGAAAGAAUUGGAAGAAGAUGAUGAUGAAGAAGACAUAGAAAUUGUAGCUGAUGUGGAAUCGGAACAUGAGCAAUCAGAGAAGGACAAAUAUCUGGAAGAGAAUGCACAUUACCCUAAUACUACAGACCCCACACAAAGUAAUAAGAAACGCGUCAAACGACAGAGCGAUUAUGAAUACACGCCGACAAAAACUAGGUGCCCAUUGCUACUCGUUGCAGAUUACAGGUUCUUUCAAGAAAUGGGUGCUAGUAAUACUAAAACUACUAUUAGUUAUCUGAUUAGCCUUAUAGAUCGGGUACACAAAAUAUAUAAUGACACCCUCUGGCAAGACCGACAGGAUAUGGACGGUUUUAAAGGCAUGGGUUUUGUAAUAAAGAAGAUACUGGUCCAUUCUGAACCGACUCGUGUGCGUGGUGGAGAAGCACAUUACAACAUGGUGCGCGAGAAAUGGGAUGUUCGUAAUCUACUUGAGGUGUUCAGCCGCGAAUAUUCCCACAAAGACUUCUGUCUGGCCCAUCUGUUCACUGAUCUUAAGUUCGAAGGUGGUAUCCUCGGUUUAGCGUAUGUAGGGUCCCCGCGACGGAACUCAGUCGGCGGUAUUUGUACUCCAGAAUACUUCAAGAACGGCUACACUCUGUACUUGAACUCCGGUUUGAGUUCGUCUCGCAAUCAUUAUGGACAGCGUGUGAUAACUCGCGAGGCCGACCUUGUCACUGCGCAUGAGUUCGGCCACAAUUGGGGGUCGGAACAUGACCCCGAUGUGGCGGAGUGCUCCCCCGCCGCCAGCCAAGGGGGGUCGUACCUUAUGUACACAUACAGUGUCAGUGGAUAUGAUGUUAAUAAUAAGCGAUUUUCUCCAUGUAGUCUUCGAUCUAUCCGAAAAGUUCUUCAGGCCAAGUCUGGUCGCUGCUUCUCUGAGCCGGAAGAGAGCUUCUGUGGAAACUUGCGCGUUGAGGGCGGGGAGGAGUGCGACGCUGGUUUACUAGGGACGGAAGACAAUGAUAUGUGUUGCGACAAAAACUGUAAACUAAGGAAAAACCAAGGAGCUGUGUGCAGUGACAAGAAUUCUCCAUGUUGCGCGGGUUGUGUGUUCGCUCCGCCUGGCGUGGUGUGUCGCGAGGCGGCACACUCCGCCUGCGAGGGAGAAGCUACGUGCAAUGGAGCCUCUGCCGAUUGUCCUAAGGCGCCGGCUAUAGCGGAUGAACACGAGUGUGCGGAGCGCGGGCGGUGCCGCAACGGGACGUGCGUGCCGUACUGCGAGACUCAGGGCAUGCACAGCUGUAUGUGCGACAUUGUUGCGGAUGCAUGCAAACGUUGUUGCCGUAAGAGCCUGAAUAAGACUUGCUUCCCAGUGGCACAUAAUGAUAUCUUACCUGAUGGGACGCCGUGCAUUCAAGGAUUCUGUAAUAAGGGUGUUUGUGAAAAAACAAUCCAAGAUGUGGUGGAGCGUUUCUGGGAUAUAAUUGAAGAUAUUAACAUCAAUAACGUGUUGGGUUUCCUGCGGGACAAUAUUGUCGGAGUUGUGGUUCUAGUCACCGCCUUUAUUUGGAUACCUGCUAGUUGUGUUAUAAGUUACGUGGAUCGGCGUCGACAGCGACAACAUCAGAAGUUCUUGGACUGGGAACGACAACAUGACCUCAUUCACCCGUCAUCGCCGCGGAAAAUUAUACAUACACGAUUGCCUAAACAAAAGCCUCCUGGCAUGAAAGCAGCAAUACAAGGCACAAGUCAACUGUAA